This is a messenger RNA of Lactuca virosa, 2518 nucleotides long. Lineage: Eukaryota; Viridiplantae; Streptophyta; Magnoliopsida; Asterales; Asteraceae. The record is from the annotation of a GenBank genome assembly.
AUGAAGCAUUUAGACUUAAUUCAGAUGGAACAAGUCUCUCCUAAUAGCAAGCAUCAAAACAGUGAAAAACCGGAAUUCGAAUCCGAAAAUGGAAAAAAGGAAUUCGUUGCCCCAUGUGUAGGAAUGGAAUUCGAAUCCUACGAUGACGCAUACAAUUACUACAAUUGUUAUGCUCGAGAAGCAGGAUUUCGCGUACGUGUAAAAAACUCAUGGUUUAAAAGAAAUUGCAGAGAAAAAUAUGGAGCAGUUUUAUGUUGUAGUAGUCAAGGCUUUAAAAGAAUAAAAGAUGUCAAUCGUUUAAGAAAAGAAACAAGAACAGGUUGUCCAGCAAUGGUCAGAAUGAGAUUAGUAGAUUCCAGAAGGUGGCGAAUUCUCGAAGUUACCCUCGAUCAUAACCAUUUACUUGCCACCAAAUCUUUCAAAUCCUUCAAGAAAACCGGCAUUUGUGGAACAAAAAAUACUAUUCAAUCAGAUUCCGAAGGGCAAACGCAAACAGUAAAAUUAUAUCGUGCGCUUGUGAUUGACUCCGGGGGUAAUAACGGAAUUUCACAUGAAACGGGUCGGGAAUUGGGAUCGGGCUCUGGGCCCGCAUCUGAUUUUCAUCCGGAUCGAUUGAAUUUAAAGAAAGGCGAUUCGCAAGCAAUUUAUAAUUACAUCUGUCGUAUGCAGUUGACAAACCCUAAUUUCUUUUACUUGAUGGAUGUUAACGACGAGGGGCGUUUAAGGAACAUGAUUUGGUUAGACGCCAGGUGUCGCGCUGCGAUUGGGUAUUUUUCCGAUGUGGUUUAUUUCGACACGAGUUACUUGUCGAGUAAGUACGAGGUCCCGCUCGUGACGUUUGUCGGAAUGAAUCAUCAUUGUCAAACGGUGUUACUAGGUUGUGGGUUGCUUUCGGGAGGGACAAAAGAGUCUUUUUCAUGGGUUUUGAAAGCAUGGUUGACUUUGACCACUACAUCAGGGCGGGUCCCACAAACAAUAGUGACGGACAGGUGUCGGGUUUUACAAAGUGUUGUUUCUGAGGUGUUCCCGAAAACCCACCACCGGUUUAGUCUAUUUCACAUCAUGAAGAAAGUUCCGGAAAAGUUAGGCGGGUUAAGAAACUACGAUGCUAUUAAAAAGAAAAAGCACAAAGAAGAAGCAAACGCUGACAUGGAAUCGAGAACCGUGUCCUCGGUUUUAAAAACGAGAUGUUCAUUUGAGUUGCAGUUAUCGAAGAUUUACACGAGGGAAAUUUUUAAGAAAUUUCAAGUGGAAGUUGAGGAGAUGUAUUCGUGUUUUAGUACCACACAAGUGCAUGUUGAUGGCGCGGUUGUAAUUUUUUUGGUGAAAGAGCGUGUUUUGGCGGAUGGAAGUCGGCGGGAGAUUAAGGAUUACGAGGUUUUGUAUAAUAGAGGACGCGGGAUAUUUUCCCUCCAAUCUCUCAUCGCCAUUUUUGCCCUCAUCAAGCUAAAGUUCAAGGCCUUUCUCACCGAUCAUGGAGUUCACCUUCUGGAGAAGAGAUUCCUUCAAGCCCUAGACAAAAUGGGGAAGACAUGCCAUCUUUACCUAACGAAAGAUCACGCUAUUUUCCUCCACAAUCUUCUCAACGGAGAUGGAAUCCAAUCAAUUGCUCAGUUCCGAAAAGAAGCCCUAUUCGAAGACUAUCGAAUCUCAAGCCAAAACGACGAUCGCAUCGCCUUCACCAUCGACCUCUCGCUCCUCCACCGGGCCCUCCGCAGCAUCGUCACCAUUUACACAGAAUUUGGAGGUUCCCACAGUUGCCCUACUCUCAAUCGCCUUCAAAUCAAGUUAGUAAAGAAACUCCCUCCUCAUUCACAGCAACCGAUGCCGUUUCUCACUUUCGAAACCAAGGGCUACAAAUCCGCUGUUAUCCAAGACGUUCCGAUCUCUAAACCGUUAUCCAGAUCUGAUGUUCUCGAACUCCAAGCCGCGCUAGACAUGGCGCAAGAUCUGCCUCAAACCCUAGUUCAAGUUCCUGACAUGAAUCAACUACAAAACUUUGUGGAUCGGAUGAAGAAUGUCGGUGAUGUGCUAAAUGUUUCCAUAAGCAAAUCCGGCGACCUCCAUUUGCAAAUCUCGACUACUUUGGUCACACUUGGAGCAGAGUUCAGGAAAUUGGUGGUCAUCGGAGAGCAGACGGCGGUUCCAGCCGGAGAUGAUAAUCUGAGUGCUCAGACACGUUCGCGGAGGGCAAUUGAGAGGGGGGAUGCGAUGAAUGUUCAAGUAAGCGUGAAACAUUUCUUCAAGUCUCUUCAAUGUCACUUGGCGAAACCAGAUUCUGCUUUCUACGGGAUUGGGGAACAGGGUUCUUGCUUGACAGUGGUGUUCCAGUUUUUUAUACCAGGUACGCGUCAAACAGAUAAAUCUAUCAGUCUUCAUUGUCGUCUUCCUGUGCUUGACCCUGGUACCAAUUAAGGCCUCCAAGGAAUAUUUACAAUAUACAUUAUUUUUAAGUUAUAUGCCUUGUUCUUAUGGUUUUGUUGGCUUUUCCUUGAAUUAGGUGAAUUGAGUGUUAGAC